ACUACAAAUUCGAGCCUGCUGGGAGAAGGAGUGUUUUCAUCCAGCAGGAAGUACUAUGCCACAGAAAGGAAAGGUAGUACGGGCUUAUUCCAGACCUUCUGCUGAAUCUCUCAUGUUGGGAUGAGGAAAGGGGUUUUUCUAUCAAUGUUGUUGACUUAAAAAUACAACCAGUGCAAACUAACUGAGUUUACAAAAAAAUGUGCACACUUCUUAUGCUCGGUUAAAAAAUCUCCAUUCUUCCUCAUGUAAAUCAAGGCUUAGACAAAUAAUCUGUGGCUCACGGUCUCCAGCAUUCUAGGUGUGGAAAAUGCCGCCUCUGCAGUUCACAGAUAAUAAUAAAGAUCCAUACAGAAUUGAUUUCACCUAAUCAGCGCCAUCCUUUAAAACAAACCAAAAUAAACCCAGUCCAACUUGGCAAAAAUGAAAUGUCAUCACAUCUGUAAGCUACCAGGAAGAGUUAUGGGACUCCGACUACUUCGCUUCUCUUCUGUGGUGAUCUUUCUCUUACUCCUCGUGGCAGGUGCUUUAAUGGCUUUGCUUCCUAACACUAAAGAUGACAAAAUGCCCAAUUUGCGAAGGGAACCAAAAUCCCAGAGCCAAUCUGCCUUGGAUUCAUUUACUCUUGUUAUGCAGACAUACAAUAGGACUGACUUAUUGUUGAAGCUCUUAAAUCAUUAUCAAGCCAUCCCCCAUCUACACAAAGUGGUUGUUGUGUGGAACAAUGUUGGGGAGAAGAUACCAGAGGAAAUGUGGAAUUCCCUGGGACCCCAUCCUGUACCUGUUGUCUUCAAAGUGCAGACUGUGAAUCGCAUGAGGAACAGACUCCAGAUCUUCCCUGAAUUGGAAACACAAGCUGUUUUAAUGAUGGAUGAUGACACACUGAUUAGUGCCUAUGACCUUGCUUUUGCCUUCUCUGUUUGGAAGCAAUUUCCAGAUCAGAUAGUGGGAUUUGUUCCUAGAAAGCAUGUUUCCACUUCUUCAGGUAUAUACAGUUAUGGCAGCUUUGAAUUGCAGACACCUGGAUUUGGAAAUGGGGACCAGUACUCCAUGGUUCUCAUAGGAGCAGCAUUCUUUCACAGUGGAUACCUAGAACUCUUUCAAAAGCAGCCUGAUGCUGUUCAUGCUUUGAUAGAUGAAACUCAAAACUGUGAUGAUAUUGUCAUGAAUUUUCUAGUGGCAAAGCAUACUGGAAAGCCUUCAGGAGUGUUCGUGAAACCUGUUGACAUAAGGAAUUUAGAAAAAGAGACUAACAGUGGUUAUUCCGGAAUGUGGCACCGAGCAGAGCACUUGCUACAAAGAUCUUACUGUCUAAAUAAAUUGGUUAAUAUUUAUAAAAGUAUGCCGUUAAAAUAUUCUAACAUUAUGAUUUCUCAGUUUGGGUUCCCUAAUUAUGCCAAUCACAAGAAUAAAAUGUAAGAAUGUAUAAUAUAAGGGGUAUAAGUUACACAUCAAACAGUAAAUUCAAAUCAGUGUAAGUUAAAUGCUGAGGGACCAGAAGAAGGAAUGCAUUACUCCAGCUUGUCCUCCUUUACACAUAGCCUCUGAAUUUUGCCCACAGUAUUUUCUUUGCCCAGUGUAAGUUAUUGAGAAAGUUUAAAGAACAGUGUGUGUGUGUAAUGUUCACUUAUCAUAAAAUCACCUUCAUCUCUUAAUACUUGAGAAGCUGUUAUUGUCAAAAUUACAGGGCCAGAUCUUCAAAAGCAUGUGCAGAAAAAUGCAUAAUCACUUGGUGCGCACAUAUGAAGAACUUAACUUCUAUUUCUUUAGAAUAUAUUUACCUAAUCA
Mauremys reevesii (Reeves's turtle) is the source of this 1785-nucleotide messenger RNA. It is a transcript of the gene EXTL2, whose product is annotated as exostosin like glycosyltransferase 2. The record is from RefSeq and is a predicted model, not a curated record. Gene Ontology annotation, cellular component: membrane. The transcript is spliced from 6 exons. Gene Ontology annotation, molecular function: glycosyltransferase activity. NCBI's taxonomy places the organism in Eukaryota, Metazoa, Chordata, Testudines, Geoemydidae. The coding region runs from base 421 to 1416 and encodes 331 amino acids.